GCCUAUUCAGGCGCCAGAGCAUUGCACCAAUCUGAGGAUCAAUCAAUUGCUGCCUUGGUGGGAUUGUUGGCAGAUAAGCUGCCUUGGCUCGCUAAGGAGUGUGCAAUGUGCAAUGAAACACAAAAAAGUGUCGUCGAGACUGUCGGAAAAUAAAGGACAGAUAGGUUUUUUUCUUCUUCUUUUAUUUCAGUUCUCUCAGCUCUGCUCGUCUGUCUGUACGACAUGUCCUGGAAUCCUCUCGGCCGUCCAUCGUCCUCUCUCAUUCAAUCAUUCCCCAACGACAAGCAUUGCGCACGUCAUUGCGCACGUCAUUGCGCACGUCGCUCCUUUUGUCGGCGCUCCUCGUCGCGGCUCAGUGCAGGUGCUGGACGCAGACGGGGUCGUUGAGCUUGAGCUUGCUGAGGGCGGCGUAGUCGUUGGGCAGCGUCACCGAGACUUUGUGGUCGAGGGUGCAGGCGCACACGUCGUUGAUCUUGUCGACGACGGCCUUGACGUCGGCGUCGGAGUGGAACGGGCCCGCGGCACCGCAGUUGCCCGUCCACGGCAGGAAGUAGUACAGGCUGCCCUGCUUGGUCACGAACGCGCGCUCCGCCGCCGUCAGCGAGUACCACUGGCAGCAGUAGUCGAACGCCGUCGACGGGCAGUGAUAGCCGUCGCUUCCCUUUCGGGCGUUGAGAAAGGCUCUGUAUCGUCCGGGUCAGUCAGUUGUUCUGGUUGCACGACGGGUUCUUGGGGACCGGCUGGAGCGGAUACCAUGACGCGCACUUCCAUCCGCCCUAUAUUGAUUGGCUAUUAGACAUCAUCUUUCGCAUCGAUCGAUUCUGGGGGCGAGCCAAUGCCUUACAUAGGGGUCCUUGGUGUUGGAGUGGCGCGUGUCGAGGCCGCGCUCGGCCACGGACGUGAACUCGACGAUGUCAGCCGCCGCGGUGGCCUCGACGAGGGUUCCGCCCAGGACGACGGGAAGGCUGCCCGCCACGGCAGCGACCGCUGCGAUGAUCAUGUUGAACGACACCAUGGUGGCUG
Molecule: messenger RNA, 1023 nt
Organism: Lasiosphaeria miniovina
Lineage: Eukaryota; Fungi; Ascomycota; Sordariomycetes; Sordariales; Lasiosphaeriaceae
Exons: 2
Coding region: 113-796 (227 amino acids)
Source: RefSeq, a predicted model, not a curated record